AUGGAAAACCGGAGAAACAUCUCAGAAUUCAUUCUUCUAGGACUUUCUUAUGAACAAAACAUACAAAUAUUUUGCUUUGUGCUCUUCUUACUCUGCUAUAUUGCUCUAUUGGCAGGAAAUCUUCUGAUCCUUGUCUCCAUUCGAUGCAGUCCUCUUUUUGGCCAGCCAAUGUACUAUUUCCUCAGUUACUUAUCAUCCAUGGACAUCUGCUACACCUCCACUGUUACACCCAAAUUAAUAGGUGACCUUUUGGUGAAAAGAAAGACCAUUUCCUAUGGUAGCUGCAUGUUGCAGGUCUUUGCCAUGCACUUGUUUGGAAUGAUUGAAGUCUUAAUCCUUGCAGUCAUGGCUUUUGAUCGCUAUGUUGCCAUCUGCAAACCUCUCCAUUACAUGAUUAUCAUGAACAGGACAAGGUGCAAUCUCCUUGUUUUAGGUGCUUGUGUUGGGGGUGCUCUCCAUUCCUUUCCUCAAUUUUCUAUGGUUAUCAGGUUGCCCUUCUGUGGCCCUAAUGAAAUUGAUCACUAUUUUUGUGAUAUUUUUCCUUUGUUAAAAGUUGCAUGCACUAAUACCUAUGUCACUGGUGUCCUUGUGAUUGCCCUUUCAGGCAUAAUUGCCUUAGUUAUCUUUGUUGUCUUAUUUUUUUCUUAUGGCAUUAUAUUAUACACAUUAAGAAAUCAGUCUGCUGAGGGAAGACGCAAAGCCCUCUCCACCUGUUGGUCUCAUAUCACUGUGGUCAUCUUGUUCUUCGCUCCUGUGAUCUUCAUCUACCUUAGACCUCCUACUACUUUCCCCGAGGACAAAAUUUUUGCACUAUUUUACACCAUUGUUGCACCUAUGUUCAAUCCUUUAAUUUAUACCCUGAGAAAUGCAGAGAUGAAAAACACCAUGAGGAACUGGUGUCAAACGUUGAUUUCAAAAGAAAUAAACAAUUAA
Talpa occidentalis (Iberian mole) is the source of this 933-nucleotide messenger RNA. Its product is annotated as olfactory receptor 4P4-like. Gene Ontology annotation, molecular function: olfactory receptor activity; G protein-coupled receptor activity. Gene Ontology annotation, cellular component: membrane. Gene Ontology annotation, biological process: G protein-coupled receptor signaling pathway. The record is from RefSeq and is a predicted model, not a curated record. NCBI's taxonomy places the organism in Eukaryota, Metazoa, Chordata, Mammalia, Eulipotyphla, Talpidae.